Messenger RNA from Wyeomyia smithii (pitcher-plant mosquito), 3218 nucleotides. RefSeq names its product V-type proton ATPase 116 kDa subunit a 1-like. NCBI's taxonomy places the organism in Eukaryota, Metazoa, Arthropoda, Insecta, Diptera, Culicidae. Gene Ontology annotation, molecular function: proton-transporting ATPase activity, rotational mechanism; ATPase binding. The transcript is spliced from 7 exons. Gene Ontology annotation, biological process: vacuolar acidification; proton transmembrane transport. The coding region runs from base 573 to 3068 and encodes 831 amino acids. Gene Ontology annotation, cellular component: vacuolar proton-transporting V-type ATPase complex; vacuolar proton-transporting V-type ATPase, V0 domain; plasma membrane. The record is from RefSeq and is a predicted model, not a curated record.
GCUUGUCUAGCAGUACCACCCGAACAGUUGAUUUGAACAGCUAUCAUUUUCGUGAUCGUUUAUAAAAAUUGCUGGAACAUUAUACCUAAUCAGCUCGACCUUCUUUAAAUAUUUAUACAUGAAAAGAUUCUUCAAACUAGUGUUUUAUGGUUAUGACUUAUGAAAAGUGUCAGAACCUAGAAGUGUGAAAAUCCAAAAUGUAUAUUGUUUUGCUUCCUAACUAGUAUCCACGUGACCGUUUUUUGUAUUUAUCUAAGAGAAGAAAUGGCUUAUGGUAUCGCGUAUCUAUAUAGAAUUAAUAACAUAUACCGAUGUGAUGAAUAAACUGUAACGACUCAUGGUAGUCCAGUGUAUGAAUUUGCUCACCUUGUCAUUUUUAUAUUUUUGAAUCGUGAGAUCUCUAGUAAAACCAGCCAGCUACAGUUCAGCUAGUUGCGCUCUGGUUUUCAACCUUCAAACAUCUAUCGUCCAUUAAAUUCAAAAUUGUGAUAAAAAAUAAGCACUAGCUGAUCCUCCGUACUGGCAAGUAUUCGAAUUUCAGACUUUGACACUAUACCAUUAACGUAGCUAACAUGGGAGCCAUGUUCAGAAGCGAAGAAAUGGCUUUGUGCCAAAUAUUUAUUCAACCAGAGGCAGCUUACACUUCAGUUUCCGAGCUAGGAGAAACGGGGGCCGUUCAAUUUCGAGAUUUGAAUGUUGAAGUCAAUGCUUUCCAGCGAAAGUUUGUCAGUGAAGUACGCCGUUGUGAUGAAAUGGAACGAAAGCUUCGCUAUGUAGAGGUUGAAGUAAGAAAAGAUAACGUAGAAAUUCCAGACAUACAUGAAGAGACUCCACGUGCUCCCAAUCCUCGGGAGAUUAUUGAUCUGGAAGCACAUCUAGAGAAGACAGAAAGCGAAAUAAUGGAAUUAUCUCAGAAUGCGGUCAACUUGAAAUCUAACUUUCUUGAACUGACUGAGCUGAAACAUGUACUGGAGCGAACGCAAACCUUUUUCUUUGAACAAGAAGGAGCAAUAAAUUCAGAAUCUGUCAGAAAUAAUUUGAUUAUUGACGAUGUCGCCAAUGCUCAACCAAGAGGUCGUCUUGGGUUUGUUGCUGGAGUUAUUCAACGUGAAAAGGUGCCAGGUUUCGAGCGUAUGUUGUGGAGAAUCUCUCGCGGUAACGUGUUUUUACGACAAGCAGAACUAGACAAACCUUUAGAAGAUCCAUUAACAGGAGGCAAAAUCUACAAAACGGUGUUCGCUGCUUUUUUCCAAGGCGAGCAAUUAAAAACUAGAAUCAAAAAAGUUUGCACCGGAUACCAUGCGUCACUUUAUCCCUGCCCUAGUGCAGCUGAUGAGCGCGAGGACAUGCUGAAAGGGGUUCGUACUCGCUUGGAAGAUUUGAAUAUGGUACUGAAUCAGACGCAGGAUCACCGGUCACGUGUAUUAUCAACAGUUGCAAAAGAGCUGCCGCGUUGGAGGAUUAUGGUGAAGAAAAUGAAGGCUAUUUAUCAUACACUAAAUCUGUUCAAUAUGGAUGUGACAAAAAAGUGUCUUAUCGGUGAAUGUUGGGUGCCAGUGUUGGAUCUUCCUGUUGUUCAGAAAGCGUUAUCUGAUGGAUCGGCUGCAGUUGGAAGCACUAUACCAUCCUUUUUGAACAUUAUUGAAACUAAUGAAGCUCCACCUACUUUUAACAGAACAAAUAAGUUCACAAGGGGAUUUCAAAAUUUGAUCGAUGCAUAUGGGAUUGCUUCUUAUCGUGAAGCAAAUCCUGCCCUUUACACUAUCAUUACGUUUCCUUUUUUGUUCGGUAUAAUGUUUGGAGAUUUGGGUCACGGAAUAAUAAUGGCCCUGUUUGGUUUGUGGAUGGUGAGUGGAGAAAAAAAAUUGGGUGCAAAAAAAUCAAAUAACGAAAUAUGGAAUAUAUUCUUCGGAGGUCGGUAUAUAAUUUUAUUAAUGGGUGUAUUUUCCAUGUACACGGGGUUUAUUUACAAUGAUUUAUUUUCUAAAUCAAUGAAUAUUUUUGGAAGCUCGUGGAUUAUUAAUUAUAAUACAUCCACCAUUAUGACAAAUAAAGAUUUGGCGUUAAACCCUGGAUCUGCGGAUUUAGUUGAGAAUAUCUAUCCAGUUGGAUUGGACCCUAUUUGGCAGCUUGCUAGUAAUAAAAUAAUUUUUCUAAAUUCAUACAAAAUGAAACUAUCCAUCAUAUUCGGUGUAGUUCACAUGAUUUUUGGUGUUUGUAUGAGUGUAAUUAACUACAAUUUCUUCAAAAAACGAAUUAGUGUAGUGCUGGAAUUUCUACCGCAGAUUAUUUUCUUGGUUCUACUUUUUGCAUAUAUGGUAUUCAUGAUGUUCAUGAAGUGGAUCCAAUAUACUGCCAAGACAGAUUUGCAACCAAAAACACCAGGCUGCGCCCCAUCAGUACUAAUCAUGUUCAUCAAUAUGAUGUUAUUUAAAAAAACUGAACCUUUACAUGGCUGUGAAGAAUUUAUGUAUUCAUUCCAAGAAUCAUUACAGCGCACAUUCGUAUUCAUUGCGCUUCUAUGUAUCCCAUGGAUGCUGCUAGGAAAACCCUUUUACAUCAUGUUCAGCAGAAAAAAUGAAGCUAAGCCUCAUUAUAACGGGGAUAUAAAUCAAACAGCCGAUCCAACCAUAAACUCAUCUGCGCAGAACAAGUCAAACGUGCCCAAUGAACAUGAUGAGGAACCAAUAAGUGAAAUUUUUAUUCAUCAAGCUAUUCAUACUAUCGAAUAUGUUCUUAGUACCGUAUCCCACACUGCAUCAUAUUUGCGACUUUGGGCAUUAUCGCUUGCUCAUGCUCAGCUAUCAGAAGUGCUUUGGAAUAUGGUGCUUUCGAUGGGACUGAAACAAGAUUCGUACAAAGGUGCUAUCAUGCUCUAUUUCGUCUUUGGUGCGUGGUCUCUUUUCACUUUGGCUAUUCUCGUAAUGAUGGAAGGAUUAUCAGCAUUUUUACACACACUGCGUUUGCAUUGGGUUGAAUUUAUGAGCAAAUUCUACGAAGGACUCGGCUAUGUUUUUCAGCCAUUCUCAUUCAAAUUAAUUUUGGAUGCAGAUGAUGAUAUCGAUUGAUGGAUUUGAUGUAAUGCAGAUGAAAAUUAAAUUUUCUUAUGUCAUGCUAUCGCAUAAUGCUGUUCCACUAAUUUAGCAGUAUUAAAGAUUUAUUUCAGAAAAAAUGUAACUUAUAAUGCUUCGAAUACAAUAAAAUCUUGUUCAAUUUAA